AUGUGGCGCGGAUCACGGCUGGCGUGGCUUCCUUCUCCGGCGAGAAACUACACCACCGCUUCUCGAGACGUGCCAAAGAGCCAGUUGCAGCUUUCUGGAGCGACUGCUUUGUUCAUUGCUGCCAAACUUGAGGAAGUCAUGCCUCCUCGGGCCCAAGAUUUUGCGUACGUUACUGAAGGAGCUUGCACUGAGGACGAAAUCCUUCUCCAUCAACGCACGAUGAAUCUGAAACUGGGCUUCCCUUUGUACCCUUUGACUGCGAAUACUUGGUUGGACCUGUUCUUGCAAAUCGGCACAUGCAGGAAAGGAAAAGUGGAGGAAUUGCCCACGAUUCCGAACGCUUUGCCUUCAGAUAUUGUUGAGCUGAGUCGCUUGAUCGAGUUUUCGCUCAUGGACCUUCGAUGUCAUCAGUUUUCCUAUCGUCAUGUCGCAGCCAGCGCCAUUUACUUGCCGAAAAACGCUGAAAUGGUCAUUCGUGUUUCAGGUUUGAAAUACGAGGAUCUCAAGGAAUGCAUCACAUUCAUGGAGCCCUUCUUCGAUGUGAUUCUUCAAAACGGGCCUGCGAAGUGUCACUUCUUCGAAAAUUAUCCCCGCAAAACUGCCAAUGUCCUUCAGACGAAGAACACCAAUUACAACAUGGUGGAAUUAUCAAUUCUGUUCGGAACUCGUGCGCAAGUGUUGAAGAAUAACAUUUUGAAAAUGGUGAAGAAACGCGCGUGUGAUGGCGAAGUGAAGAAACCAACGCGUUCCCCGGGUGUGAUGCGUUUCCACGGCCAAGUGAUUGAUCAGAAGAUGCUGUUGAAAUUCGUGUGGGCCUUGCAGACCCGUGGCUAUGAGAGACUCGACCAGGUCGGCAUUGACCUGGGUUUCAAACCUGGAGAAGCACAGGGGAUCCUACAACAUUUGGCAUCCAGGAUCAAGAAGCAAGACUUGAGGAAUCGCAUGGACGUUUACUCGGUGUCCACGUUCCCAGAGCAUUACGACGAGAUUUGCGAGAUGUUGCAUCAGGAACAUCUGAAGCGGUCUGGACAAAGUGCUAAUUUAUCGUCAAAUGCUUAUGCUGAAGUUCUGGAUCUCGCCGCAAAAUAUGGUCGUUUCCCUGUUCCGAAGGAUUGCGGAGGAGUUGACUACAAAGUCAUAUGCUCCUACCUGGCAUCGUGUCUGCGAGGAAAUCCACCGCCGGAGUUGAGCAUCGAGUCAUCAUCAGCCCUAUUGAAAGCCACCAAGAAAAUGCAGAACAGUGCCAACAAUGCGUCUGCGUUCAGAGACAAUCUCGUGAAAAGAGUUGAAGAAGCGUUGGACAAGUUCCGAGGCGAUCAAAAUGAGAGACCGUCUGAGGCGGAACAAGACCUUCUCGAACCUGAGCCGGAGUUUUUGGAUGCAACUGGUUGUGUUGGAGAUGAGGUUCUAGCUGCUCUGGCUGCUUCACCUGGACUGAAUCCGUUGCGAAUGCCCGUGGAAGAAAUCAAACUGUUGUGAAGAUCCGUGCCACGUUGUGUUAUUGUCGAGAAGGUGAGCCAAAAAAUGUUUUUUUGCACUUCCUCCUGUGUGUAUUUUCCUUUUUCCGAAUUCGAGAUGAUCUGUGUAAGUUUCCUGCAAGUGAAAUGCUCAAAUGUCUAUGUCUCGUGCUCCAGCGACGAAUUUUUCUGGAAUCAAAAAUUUAUCACGAAUUAGAAGACCAACUGAGCUUUAUGUGACGCGAAAUAGUGUUCCUUAUGUGUGAUUAAACUUUCUCCACAAACUAAGUUGUAUGUCCAACGCUGACUUCGUGUGAGGUGUUUUAGAUUGACAUUCGUCGUGCAUUAUUAGACCGAAUUUCUUCUCCAUCUAAAGUCGGUAAAGCAUACCUUCAUAACUAUCAUAAGUGAGUGUUCUUUGACGCGGGAAUGCAACGUGUUCGUGAUAAAAGAGAAAAUAUGGUGCAGUGAAGCUGUUUCGCAGAACCAGAUUUUGGACUGUGAACUUCCCAAUGCCUUGAGUACACGGAAAAUCAAUUGGUGAAUCUACCGACUAUUGUGCCAGGGAAUAACUUAGUGUGUUGAAGGCGGGAUUUAGAGUGGGAUGUAAGUUUCUACUUUCUGAAGCAGGUGUCGCAUGUAGUGUCCGCUUGGCACUCAGAUUCACGAUUAUAUGUUCGAUCGGCUUUUUGUCAACUAAUGUCCUUAACAGUUGUGUGC
Molecule: messenger RNA, 2177 nt
Organism: Notodromas monacha
Lineage: Eukaryota; Metazoa; Arthropoda; Ostracoda; Podocopida; Cyprididae
Source: the annotation of a GenBank genome assembly